UUUUCUAUUUUCUUGUACUUGGAAGUAGAUAUAGAUCAAGUAACCUGGCUCAGUUCUUGCACGUUUGUUAAUCCAGCACAUGAUCUCCACCCAACUCGGCCAGUGCCUUCCCUGGAUAUUUGUACUUCCAUUUCAUGCUAGGCUCAGACUUCAGUUGUGAAACCGCAUUGCUUCAGCUUAAGUUUUUCUAUAAAUUGGGAACUCUUCCAUUAAUUUUCCAUCAGAUACAGUCCCUUGUUACUUCCCAUUAGCUAGCUAUAUAUUGACAAGAGAGAUGGAAGUUUCAAAUUUACGACCAAGGCGUGGUGUAAUAGCUUUUUCCAUUCUUCUUUUCUCUACCCUCAUAAUCUCCAGCUCUGCAACUCUGCCAUUAACAAACAACACAAGUACCCAGUACGUGGAAACAUCUUGUCGUAACACUACCUAUCCUAAAUUGUGUUAUGACUCCCUUGCAAUAUAUGCAACCAAGAUUGAUAGCAACCCCAAAAUGCUAGCCUAUGUUUCCAUGAAUGUGACUCUGACUGCCACCAGAUCAGCAUCAGAACUAAUGAAAAACCUGUCUAGACUCAAAAGCUUGACGCCUAGACAGGCUGCUGCCAUAGCUGAUUGCGUGGCGGAGAUUGGUCAGGCAGUAUAUGAGCUAAAAAAGUCGAUUGGCGAGAUGGGUAGAGCCACAUCAGGAUCAGGUACCGAUCCUAUUAUAAUUAAUGAUGUACAAACUUGGGUUAGUGCUGCCUUGACUGAUGAUACUACUUGCAUGGACGGAUUUGCUGGUCAUGCUAUAGAUGGAGAAGUGAAAAAUAUAGUGAAGGAAAAUAUGACAAAAGUUGCUCGUUUGACAAGUAUCGCCUUGGCUCUUAUAAACAGCUUUGGCUCAUCAUCACAAGGAGAGAACUCAGCUUUGGUCCUCUGAUGGGACCGAGUUUAAGGGUUUUGACAAUUAAUCAGUUAAUGCAUGUCUGAAUAAACACCCGGUUCAUCUUUCCUAUAAUAAUUGAUAAUAUAGCUAAUGAGCUGUAAAUCUAUCAAGUUUAAUAAGCUUCUCAUUUGGUUUUCUUGGGGUAUAAGUAAUUUACUAGUUUGUGGAUUUUGCAGCAAGAGCUAUGGGUCACAUCAAGAUUUAAUUAUGAAUAUAAAAUUACAAUGUUGGAAUAUUCAUAAGAUCCCAUUCAUGUC
Messenger RNA from Ricinus communis (castor bean), 1176 nucleotides. RefSeq names its product 21 kDa protein. Gene Ontology annotation, biological process: negative regulation of catalytic activity. Gene Ontology annotation, molecular function: enzyme inhibitor activity. The transcript has a single exon. The coding region runs from base 275 to 913 and encodes 212 amino acids. The record is from RefSeq and is a predicted model, not a curated record. NCBI's taxonomy places the organism in Eukaryota, Viridiplantae, Streptophyta, Magnoliopsida, Malpighiales, Euphorbiaceae.